Arabidopsis thaliana (thale cress) is the source of this 639-nucleotide messenger RNA. RefSeq names its product Tim10/DDP family zinc finger protein (gene TIM10). Gene Ontology annotation, cellular component: mitochondrial intermembrane space. The coding region runs from base 90 to 413 and encodes 107 amino acids. The record is from RefSeq and is marked reviewed. The transcript has 6 exons. NCBI's taxonomy places the organism in Eukaryota, Viridiplantae, Streptophyta, Magnoliopsida, Brassicales, Brassicaceae.
AAGGAUUUAUGAUCUUCAAAUUCAAGUAUGAAUUAUAAAGUUUCGAUUUUUACGAAUCAUUAAUUUUGUAUUCAGGUACUGCUAAAAAAAUGGCUUCUCCUAUUCCCGUCGGCGUUACUAAGGAACAGGCGUUUAGUAUGGCACAAACGGAGAUGGAGUAUCGCGUGGAACUCUUUAACAAUGAUAUAUAUAAGCUAGAGGAGUAUAAGUUUGAGACUGCUGAUAUGUCGAAAAUCCUUAGGCUGCCUGAAUUGCUUGCUCAAACAUGCUUUAAUAAAUGUGUGGAUAAAAGGUACAAGGAAGCUGAGCUAAACAUGGGUGAGAAUAGUUGCAUCGACCGUUGUGUUUCCAAGUACUGGCAGGUAAAUGGAAUGGUUGGACAGCUUCUAAGUGCUGGCAAGCCUCCCGUGUAAUCCAGUUUAAAGGCAAUUAUUACAGACCAAAAAGCUCAUGGAGGGAACACAACUCUGUUCUUUGUUUUUCUAAAGUUUAAGGCAAUCUUGUUUUUAUUGUCAAGAAAGUUGCAUCACAUUUUUGGCGCUGAUUUGGACAAAUUAUGCAAUUCCAUGUGAACCCAUUAUUAUUACCUAAGGGGUGAAAUGAAAUAACAAAUCGAAAAUAACGAAACACAUCUAUAUU